AUGUUGCCUUGGGUAUUACCUGUCGUUCUCUUUGCCCUGUCCACUAAAAUAGUGAGGGCAGACAAUGCUUUUGCUGGAUGUUUCUCCAUCUUACCUUCAGCGACUACACAAGUAACAGGUACUUAUGCUUCAGCGUCAGAUUGUGAUACAGCAUGCCCCAACAACAAACAUUCAUUCUAUCAAAAAUCAUCACAAAAUUGUUAUUGUACAGAUAAAUAUCCUUCCGAGCAAUAUUUUCAGUCUGGAACAGCGGACAGUUGUGGCGAUCCAACUUAUUAUGAUGCUCGUAUCACUCAUACUUCUUUCGUCUGGCGACCCACUUGUUAUUCUACUGCUCCAUCAGGAAUCACUUUUAGUACUUUGACUGGACCUGAUACAUGCUUGAAAAACUGUGGGUCGUCUUUAGGAGCUACGUUCUACGUCAGCAGUGCUAAUGGAAAUUAUCAAUGUGGGUGCGGUGAGCCUACCAGUUUUGGAACGACCGCCGCUUGCGGUCCUGGAACCUACUUUUACUACUAUCAUACAGCAGCUCAGGCUUCUCAAGGUCUCAGCAGGAAAAGGCGAUUGGAGGAGGAAAGAAGGAGGAAAAUACCUCAAUAUUGUCCUUCGGGUUUCAGUGCAUGUUUAGUGAAUGGUGUCCAAGGCGCAUACGAGUGCAUCGAUUCGAAUACCGAACUUGAAGCUUGUGGUGGAUGUCUUCACGGUACGAUUGAUGGAAACAAUUCGACUGUAGGACAAGACUGCACGACUAUGGGAGCAGCUUUGGGUGCUACAACAUGUUAUAACGGUCGAUGUGAAGCAUACAAGUGCAAGUAUGGUUAUUCACUUGUUAAUCAACAAUGUGUAUUGCGAUCCACAUCUUCCAAAAUCGCAAAACCGAAGAUGAACACUAAGAAACAUCACAAAGAUCAUUUAUAG
Kwoniella shivajii is the source of this 918-nucleotide messenger RNA. RefSeq lists its product as uncharacterized. The record is from RefSeq and is a predicted model, not a curated record. Bases 1 to 918 code for a protein of 305 amino acids. NCBI's taxonomy places the organism in Eukaryota, Fungi, Basidiomycota, Tremellomycetes, Tremellales, Cryptococcaceae. The transcript has 6 exons.